AUGACGUCUGUUGUCGCGAAACAACACUCUGACGCAAAAGGGCGGAAGCGCAAGGCGCAUAGAAAGUCCCGUCAGGGUUGUGGAAACUGCAAAAUUCGCAGAGUCAAGUGUGACGAAGGCCGACCGGGGUGUCAAAAAUGUGCAUCAUUCGGUGUCUCUUGCAGCUAUGAGCCCGGCGCUGCUGAUUUACAGCCUUCUCGGGCAUCCACUUUCCAAUCAGAUGGCUACGGAUUUUUGCAAUUUCAAAAUCUGUCAGCGCCAGUACCACGGAAGUCGCCAUGUUCUUUGAAUGAUACAAUCCUUAGCAUGAUCAACACGUCGCAAGCAGCGGCAUUUUCCCCUAGACCUAGAGACUAUGACAGCAUACAUUCCGCAGUACCCCAGCGUCCGUAUCAACUGCGCGAACAUGACCUGGAACUGCUCUCCAUAUUCCAGGCUAGAACAGCUUGUUCCAUUGGGACAGAUGCAACACUGCCCAUCUACCGUAGAGAGUUUAUUCGACUGGCAUGUCAGCACCCCUUCCUCCUCCACAUGGUAUUAACUAUGACCCUACUACACGACCGCUAUCUCUCCCACUUCCCCCCCAGGCCACGCUCCUCAUCACCAUCCCAACUACACCUCACAUCCUCACCCAAAGCCCUUUUUCACUGGUACCUCGGCACCAUCCUCUUUAACACCAAACUCGCAAACCCCAGCCAAAUCGACCCAAGAGAGCGCGACGCCAUCUGGGCAGCCUCCGUUCUCCUUGGUGCCAUUACGUUUUCAUUCGUGGAUGCCAGCCGGGCAGAGGACUCGUGGCCGCUGAAGCCUUCUUCGCAUCUGGAUCCGAACUGGUUAGCCAUCAGCGAUGGGAAGAGGGAGGUUUGGAAGCUAGCUGACCCGCUGAGGGCGGAUAGUGUGUUUCGGGAAGCGUUGAUAGGUCCUGUUCAUGGGGAGACGGAUCAUAGCGCCCCUUCUACUGUCAUUGAUGGUCCUGGACUUAAUGUUGAUGACGGGUGGAGGUUUUGCUUCGCCUGCAGCUCCAAUUACUACUCCGUGAUAAGCUCAGUAUCAGCAUCAGACACAAUCUACACCCGCACCCCACCCCACGAAUUCCUCCUCCUACACCACUUCAUCACCACCACAUUCCCAGACCCAGACCCCAAAGUCAACCCCUAUCACACAGCCCUCACAACCCUCCACAGCCUCUUCACCACCCCCUUUAAACCACAUACCCCCAUCGCCCCCUUCAUCGCCUUCAUCACGCAUAUAGACCCCGCCUACCGCAACCUACUGCACCACAAGGAUCCGCUAGCGUUACUAUUACUGGCCUACUGGUACGGGUAUGUUUACGAAAACGAGAGCGAGCACGCACCCUGGUGGUUCUGGAGCCGUGCGAUGGUGGAGGGUCGGGCUAUUUUCCCGUUAAGACAAUACUUGUGUGAAAAUAAAUCCGAAAUCACAUUUGCGAAGCAUUAUCAGGCCAAUUUCCUCGUCAGGAAGACCGGACAAGAAACUCUGCAAAAUGACAAAGCUCGACAAUAAUAAGAAUGGAAUGACAAAGAGUGAAUAUCCAACACCACCUUGGAAAAACGUUCAUCUUCCCUCUCCACCGUCUAAUUAACCCCAACCAAACAUCGCCAGCGGCCGCCCUACUCCGCAACGGCAACCGGUUCCACAUUCCAAAUAGUCUCCGCAUACUCCGCAAUAACCCUAUCAGACGAGAAAAACCCCAUCCUCGACACGCUCAAAAUGCACUUCUCAAGCCAUCCAUCCCGAUCCCGAUACGCCUCAUCCACCAUAUCCUGCGUCGUGAUAUAAGAAUGGAAAUCGUCUGAGACCAGAUAGUAAUCGCCAUGGUCGGUGAUUGCUGAAAUGAGGGCUGAAAAUGAGCUAGCAUCACCAAAAGUUCCCGAGCGGAUACUGUCGAAGACGGCGGCCAAAUCGCUAUCUAUGGUGAUGCUAUCCUUCUCAUAAAGAUGGUUGUGACGCAGAUCAUCAACAUCUUCAGCCAGGGUACCGAAAAGGAAGAUAUUCUGCUCGCCGAUCUCGCGGGUUAUUUCGAUCUAAGGGCGGUUUUAAAUUAGAGUUUAGCUCAUGAGAAAUCGUGGUUAAAGUAGACUCACAUUUGCGCCAUCACAUGUGCCAAUUAUCAGGCCUCCAUUAAGGACGAAUUUCAUGUUGCUUGUCCCACUGGCCUCUGUACCAGCAGUUGAAAUAUGCUCGCUGAUAUCCGAAGCAGGGCAAAUAAUUUCCGCCUUGCUAACGUUAUAGUCUUCCACAAAGAUGACCUUCAAAAGAUCUCCAACAUCCGGAUCGUUGUUGACAACUGACCCAACUUGGUUAAUAAGGUGGAUAAUUGUUUUCGCCAUCCAAUAUCCUGGUGCUGCCUUUCCUCCGAAAAUCGAGACACGAGGAACAAGCUUUGCCCGUUCUUUGGCACUCAUUGCUUUUAUUUUAAGAUACCUGUGUAUCACCCCAAAUAUGUUUAAUUGUUGCCGCUUGUAUUCAUGGAUCCGCUUGACUUGUAUAUCAAAAAGAGCUUUCGGGUUAACAAGAACCCCAGUGGUAUCCAAGAUAUGGUUCGCAAGCCGAACUUUGUUAGCAUGUUUGAUAUCCGCCCAUUCCUCCUUGAAAUCUUCGUCGUCAAUGUAUGCCUCAAGCUUGUCGAGUAAAGUAAGAUCCUUCAAAAAGUCGUGACCUCCUAGCCUCGAAGCAAUGAGAUUAGAGAGGCGAGGAUUAGCCUGAUGGAGCCAUCUUCUAGGGGUGAUGCCAUUUGUCACAUUGGUGAAUUUGUCCGGGCCAUAUAUCUCAACAAAAUCCUUGAAGAUCGUCGUCUUGAUAAGGUCAGAGUGUAGCUCUGCCACUCCAUUGACUUUGUGAGAGCCAAUAAUCGCCAAAUGGGCCAUACAAACCAUUUUUGGC
This is a messenger RNA of Blastomyces dermatitidis ER-3, 2904 nucleotides long. RefSeq lists its product as uncharacterized. The record is from RefSeq and is a predicted model, not a curated record. Gene Ontology annotation, biological process: regulation of transcription by RNA polymerase II. The transcript is spliced from 4 exons. Gene Ontology annotation, molecular function: DNA-binding transcription activator activity, RNA polymerase II-specific; zinc ion binding. Bases 1 to 1524 code for a protein of 507 amino acids. Lineage: Eukaryota; Fungi; Ascomycota; Eurotiomycetes; Onygenales; Ajellomycetaceae.